AUCUAACUGCAUUAAGGAUCCAAAUAACGAGUAUCGUAUGAAGGGGAAAAAAAUUUUUGAAUUGAAUCCAAUUUGGACCGCCCUGUUUGCGUUUGUGCCACAAAUUACGGAUUUCUUUUCUAUCCCUUUCACCGAUCGAGAUGUCACCAGUUUUUAUAUGAAUAUGUUCCGAGAAAAUGUAGAAUACAGACAAAGUCAUAAUAUCGUCAGACAAGAUUUUAUGAAUCUACUCAUUCAACUCAUGGAAAGGGGCUAUGUUGAACCUGACGAUGACAAGACUACCCAUAUAUCAUCAACCGUAAGCAAACUUACUAUGGCAGAAGCUGCUGCACAAAGUUUUCUCUUUUUCAUAGCUGGAUUUGAAACAAGCGCGACGACAGCCACGUUCGCUCUAUAUGAAUUAGCUCAACAUCAUGAUAUACAAAAAAAAAUUCACAAAGAAAUCGAUGAAAUAUUAGCAAAAUAUGAUGAUUUGACCUACGAUGCUGUGAAUGAAAUGACAUAUCUUCAUAAAGUAAUAAAUGAAACUAUGAGGAAAUAUCCCCCUGUUAUACUACUGAAUCGCAUCUGUACCAAGGAUAUAGAUCUACCGACAACGGACAUUCACCUGCCAAAGAGGACUUUAAUCAAUAUACCGUUGCUUGAACUGCAUCGAGAUCCCUCAAUAUAUCCGGACCCAGAUAAAUUUGAUCCUGAACGAUUCAACGCAGACAAAAUAGCAGAAAGGCAUUCUUAUGCUUAUUUACCAUUCGGGGAAGGCCCCCGAAGUUGUAUUGGUACGCGAUUUGGCUUAAUGCAAGUAAAAAUUGGACUCGUGAAUUUUUUGUUGAAAUACAAUUUCAAACUCCACUCCCGGACUCAGGUCCCGUCUAUUUUCGAUGAAAGAUUUCCUACUCUUUCGGCAAAGGGCGGUAUACACUUUAUUAUAGAGCCACGAUAAAAUAAUCGCGAUAAAAUAAUUCUUAUGUGAAUUAAAAAUAUUUAUACUCUUGACCUACUCUAAAUACAUACGUUAUAUAUGCUGUUAAAUAUUACUAUUAACGUAAUAAAAUAUUUUUCCAUUAA
Molecule: messenger RNA, 1065 nt
Organism: Wasmannia auropunctata (little fire ant)
Lineage: Eukaryota; Metazoa; Arthropoda; Insecta; Hymenoptera; Formicidae
Product: probable cytochrome P450 6a14
Exons: 4
Coding region: 38-940 (300 amino acids)
Molecular function (GO): monooxygenase activity; iron ion binding; oxidoreductase activity, acting on paired donors, with incorporation or reduction of molecular oxygen
Source: RefSeq, a predicted model, not a curated record